This is a messenger RNA of Prunus armeniaca (apricot), 1995 nucleotides long. Lineage: Eukaryota; Viridiplantae; Streptophyta; Magnoliopsida; Rosales; Rosaceae. The record is from the annotation of a GenBank genome assembly.
AUGAAUGUUUUCAACAGCCCACUACCUCCUUGGUUGUUCAAUCUCACUGAACUAGAGAUGUUGGAUUUGACAUAUAACAGUAUGACAGGAGAACUGCCUGAUUCUUUGGGAUAUCUUAAAAGCUUGAGAUACCUCAAAUUGUCAGUUAACUCAUUUCAGGGUUCAAUGCCAAAAUCGAUUGGAAAUUUAACAUCUUUGGAGGAGUUUAACCUUGGAUGGAAUCAAAUGAGUGGGAUCAUCCCAGAAAGUCUUUGGGAGCUCUCAUCGCUGGUUUCACUUCAUAUCUUUGGCAAUACAUGGGAAGGUGCCAUUACAGAAGCUCAUUUUGCGAAACUUGGAGGCCUGAGAGAUGUAUCAAUUGGAAAUGAUUCCCCAAACAUUUCCUUGGUUUUCAACAUAAGUUCUGAUUGGAUACCUCCAUUCAAAUUAAGAAGCUUGUACAUUAGAUCAUGCCAACUGGGUCCCAAAUUUCCUACAUGGCUUAGAAAUCAGACUGAGUUGACCAACCUGGUACUUCGUAAUUCUAGGAUUUCAGACACCACACCAGAUUGGUUUUGGCAGUUGGUUUUGCAAUUAGAUGUUCUAGAUAUCGCUUAUAAUCAACUAAGUGGUAGGGUGCCCAAUUCAGUAAGAUUCAGCUAUGAUUCCCUUGUUGAUUUGAGUUCAAAUCGCUAUGAGGGCCCACUCCCACUCUGGUCCUCAAACAUUACCGUGCUGUAUCUUAGCGAUAAUCUAUUUUCAGGGCCAAUUCCUCAUAACAUUGGUCAAGUGAUGCCCCAUUUGACACAUCUAGACAUUUCUAGGAACUCUUUGAGUGGAAGCAUUCCCCUGUCCUUUGGUAAUUUAAGCCAAUUAACAACCAUGGUUAUCUCAAAUAACCACUUGUCUGGUGAGAUUCCUCAUUUUUGGAACAAUAUACCAUUUUUGGUUGCUAUAGACAUGUCAAGCAACAGUCUCUCUGGUAAAAUCCCAAGAACCUUAGGCUCUCUUACUUCACUCAAAUAUUUGAUCGUCUCUAGCAACAACUUGUCAGGUGAAGUUCCUUCCUUGAAGAACUGUUCUGACAUGAGGAUUCUUGAUCUUGGUGAUAACAAGUUUUCUGGACCGAUUCCGGCUUCCAUUGGAGAAAGCAUGCCUUCUUUAAAGAUUCUAUGCUUGAGGAACAACUCAUUUACUAGAAGCAUCCCUUUACAAUUAUGUGGCCUUUCCACUCUCCAUAUAUUGGACUUAUCACACAACAAUCUUUCCGGAAAUAUUCCCCACUGCAUAGAUAAUUUGAGUGGCUUGAAAUAUGAGGUCAAAGACAUAGGUAUAGAAGUCUACGGUUACCAAGGAAGAUUGGGGGUGGUGUCAAAAGGAAGAGUGCUUGUAUAUGACUCCAUCCUUUACCUUGUUUAUAGCAUUGAUCUCUCGGACAAUAACUUGUCAGGGGAGAUUCCUGUGGGGAUAACAAGCCUAUUAAAGUUGGGCACCUUAAAUUUGUCCAUGAAUCAUUUGACAGGAAAUAUCCCAACAAAUAUCGGAAACUUGAGGUCGAUAGAAACUCUUGAUUUAUCAGUGAACAAACUUUCAGGUUCAAUUCCACAAAGCAUGGUUUCUUUAACACUUUUGAAUCAUCUAAACCUGUCAUACAAUAACUUGUUCGGGAAAAUCCCAACGGGUAACCAGUUUCAGACCUUUGUUGACCCAUCAAUUUAUGAGGGUAAUGCCGGUCUUAGCGGGUGUCCAUUACCAAUUGGUUGCCAAGAGAAUGAAGAAACACCUAAAGUUCCGAGUGGAGAUGGAGGAGAGGAUGAUGAUGACAGUAAACUUGAAAAGCUACAGUUCGUCAUCAGCAUGGUGAUAGGUUUCUGUGCAGGGUUCUGGGGAGUUUUUGGGACUUUGGCCAUCAAGAAGUCCUGGAGAUACGCCUAUUUCCAAUUCCUUGACAAAGUGAAAUAUGGUAUCCUUGAUUUUGUCUCAGCCAUUGGUACUUAUCUGCAUAAAGGAUCGUAG